AUGCUGCAUAACCGGAAAUCUAUGCAGCCGACAAGCUUUCCGAUUCCGAAUGUCUCGCCCGCGGACCAAACUGCACCUUGGUACCACGGAAAUAUCAGCCGCAAAGAGGCUGAAAUUCGACUUUUGCACAAGAUAGAUGGAUCGUUCUUAAUUCGCGAGUCAACUCAUUAUCCCGGUGACUUCACGCUAUGUGUCUCCUACCAAGGUCAUGCGGAGCAUUAUAGAAUACGUAGUCAGGAUGGCUCCUUCUCAUGUGACCAGGAGGAAUAUUUCCCUUCGCUGAGUAUGCUUCGGUCUUGUCGUUGUCGUUCGACUGUUGCUUGUUUAACAUACGAACUUGGCGGUGGCGACCUCUCAGACUUUUCUAUUCAGCGCGACGAACUGCAGUUGGGCGAGGUGAUCGGCCAUGGCGAAUUUGGAGAUGUUCUAAUGGGUAGUUAUGCCGGCAUGAAAGUAGCUGUCAAAGUUUUGAAACGAGGUGACCACGUCGUCGAGUCGUUGCUGCAGGAGGCUGCUAUGAUGACAUCUUUGUGCCACGAAAAUCUCGUAAAGCUACUUGGCCUCGUUUGCAGCGGCAAUGUGUAUCUCGUAACAGAGUACAUGUCCAACGGCAGUUUGCUGGAUUACCUGCGGUCGCGCGGUCGUCAGCAAGUUUCGAAGCGACAACAGAUCUGUUUUGCAAGUGGAAUAUGCAGCGGAAUGGUUUACCUCGAAUCUAGAAACCUGGUGCACCGCGACUUAGCGGCGCGGAAUAUCCUUCUCUCUGAGAACAUGACUCCCAAGAUUUCAGAUUUCGGCUUGGCCCGCCGCGCCAAUAAUCUAACGGUGGAAGACGCGACCGGCCGGUUUCCAAUUAAGUGGACCGCUCCAGAAGCUCUGAAGCAUAACAAAUUCACUAGUAAAUCUGACGUGUGGUCGUUCGGCAUUCUGUUGUGGGAAAUUUAUUCAUUUGGUCGAGUUCCGUAUCCGAGAAUACCUGUUGAGGAUGUUGUUCGUUACGUUGAAAAGGGCUAUCGUAUGGAGUCUCCUGAAGGUUGCCCGUCAGAUAUGGCAAAGCUUAUGCUCAUGUGCUGGUCAUUUGAGCCUGAGAACAGACCGACAUUCGCCGAUAUGUAUGCAAUGCUACAGAUGUUUGAGCUAAGUGUUCAAUGA
Molecule: messenger RNA, 1152 nt
Organism: Soboliphyme baturini
Lineage: Eukaryota; Metazoa; Nematoda; Enoplea; Dioctophymatida; Soboliphymatidae
Source: the annotation of a GenBank genome assembly